AUGGAAGUAAUUGAAUCACUAAAUAAACAAGCACUUGCAUAAACAGAUUCUUAAUAAGCUCUAGAAAUUCUAGAUAGAGCUCUUGGUCUAUUAUAAUACAAUGCUGAUUGUGGUAAAAUCAUAGAUCGCAAUCUCAUAGUUACCAUUAUCUAUAAUCUUGCUGGUGUUAAUUAAGCGUAAAUUUACUUAAAUCUAUAUUCAGAUUAUGUAAUCUAGAUAAAGCUGCCUAAUACUUAGAAGGAACCGUUUUUAAUUUAUAAGAAAUGAUUCAAUAAGAAAACAAUCAAGUUUUUCUGAUUAAACGAAUGCAUCUAUUAGCUGUUGUAUAAAUAUAAUAUUGUGGUAUAUUAUCACAAUUGAAUUAACAUUAAGUGGCAUCCAAUGUUGCACACUCUACAAUUUUAUUACUUAAUAGACUUUUCGAUAUCAGUUAUUAAUAUUAAAGCAGUUAAUAGACAACUAAUAAAAAAGUAUAAAAAUAUUAAAAAGGAUAAUACAUUUUUGAAGAGUAUGAUUUUAAGAAUCUAUUACUAAAAAGAUCAGAUGAAUUACUUAAAUUCAUCAAAUAAUUUAUUACUAAUUAAUUAAUAGAAUCAGAGGAACAACCAAAAUUAUAAGAAAUAGCAAAUCAUAUUUUUACAUAGAAAUUGAAUUCUUUAAAUAAUGAUAAAUUGCCUAAAUAAACAUUUUCUAAACUAUAUCAAAGAUCAAUGAUAGGUUUACUUAAUGAAAAUGAAUGGUUAUUAUCAUUUAAUGUAAGUAAUAUAAUGUUUAUACGAUUGCUUUCUUAUGAAGAAGUUUGUCUCAAAGGAGAAAUCUUAUAUGAAUUUAGUUAAAAAGUUUUAAUUGAGAAAUUAAUUCUAUUAUCUAUGGCCUACUUUUCUCUUGCUUCUGAAACUAGGUUCUUAAAGAAUGAACAAAAGUCUUAAUUUUACCAUCUUAAAUCUAUUUAUAUUGUAAGCAAUGUGUUAUAUGAUAAUUCUCCAUAUUUAGAUCAUCUUAUUUAAUCAUUUUAUACUCAUUAUUAAUAAUAAUUGGAGACUAUUGUAAAUUUAUGAAAAGUAUAUUUUAGGUUGAAGAAUAGUCUUUUGUUGAUUAGAGUACUAAAGUGAGUUUAAAGAGGAAAGUAAGUUUAAUGGCAAAUAAAGAAAAUUGUAAUGAUCAUCUUAAAUAAUUGAUUGAAAGUCUUUCAAAGGAUAAAUAAUAAAAAUAAGAAUCAAUUUAGAAAACAUUAAAUUAAUUAUAAAGUUUAAAAGACAGUAAUAAAUAAUGAAUAUUUUUUAGAGUUAAACAAAUCACGUUCUGAAACUAUAUUGAAAAGAUUUAAAACUGAACCUAGUUUACAUUUUGAUAAAAGUGAAAAAAAUUGUAAAUAAAUACUAUAAUAAUUAAUGAAAUAAUGA
Paramecium pentaurelia is the source of this 1403-nucleotide messenger RNA. The record is from the annotation of a GenBank genome assembly. Lineage: Eukaryota; Ciliophora; Oligohymenophorea; Peniculida; Parameciidae.